AUGCUCACGGUGGCCCCUGCGCGCGCCAGCCUGCCGUGGGCGCCGCUGGCUCGCAGCCAGCGCAGCCAUCGCAGCCAGCUGCUGCCACGCUUUGCGGCGCCGCGGAGGCUGAGUUGGUCGUGGUUGGCGGUCACAGCUGGUCUCAGCAGCAUGGCACGUGCUGCGCGCCGCAGUCAGCGGCUGGAUUCGCAUUUGCACUUGUGGACGCCGGACGAGGCGACCUAUCCCUGGGCCACGGCCCCGCCGGAACACCUCAACGAUGGCCGCGCGACGAGCGAGAGCUUUCUGCAGCUCAUGGACGCGAACGGCAUCGAGAAAGCAGUGGUGGUCCAACCCAUCAACUAUGCCCAAGACUACAAGUACCUCCUCAGCGCGAUGCAAAGUCAUCCCGAUCGCUUGCUGGGCGUUUUUGUGGCGGACCCCACUGUCACGGAGCCGGAGAAAUGGAUGGAGGACAUUACCAAGAGCCACAAGAAUUGGGUGGGUAUACGCUUUAACCCCUACAAAUGGCCGGAAGGGCCCGAAGGCAUGGCAGAUGAGACUGGCAAACGCUUGUUUCGGAAGGCCGGCGAGCUGGGUCUGCCCGUGGGAGUGAUGCCCUUCAAGGGCCUCAGCCAACACCUACGAGACCUGGAGGAGCUGUUGAAGUUUGAUGCAAAGACGCAAGUGAUCAUCGAUCACUGGGGUUUCUUCCUACAGCCAGCUACCGGCUUUGGAGAGAGAAGUUUCGAUGAAGCAAGUUGGAGCGGCCUGCUGAAACUCAGCCAAUACCCUCAGGUCCACGUGAAGAUCUCUGCGCUCUUUCGCGUGGCGCCCGACGCGUUGCCCUUCCUGUCCCUGUCGGAUCGCUUGAAGGAGUUGCUAAAGACCUUUGGCUCCCAGCGGCUGUUGUGGGGCUCGGAUUUCCCUUACGCCACCGAGCACUCUAGCUAUGCAGAGGCCGUUCAGGCCCCGGAAGCUUGGCCGAUCUGGCAAGAGAUGAGUGAGGAGGAUCGGCGGAACUUGCUCCACGACACCUGCGCCAAGUUGUAUGGCUUGCCUUUGUUGCCAAAGGAGGACCUCUGGAGCUUUAGCCGUUUAGCCGGAGCAUGGAUUCAAGAGACCAAAAGGCAGUUGCAGCUCAUUGGAGGUCGCAUUGACAUGGAUGGCUGGCAAACCAUUGCAUCCAAAAGCACCCCGGAGGUGAUCGUUUGGGUGCUACAAGAGGGCGAAACCGUCUCGACCGUCAACUGGCUCUUGGAGGAAGAUGCGGAUGACAACACCUUGGAAGGUCUCGACUCCAGGAACAUCAUCCAGGGCAAGCGGCGGCGCGUCAAGGUGGACUAUGCCGCCUUGGAAAAGCAGAUCGAUGAGGAACAGCGGCAGUACGAGGACGUCUUUUCGGAUGCCUCCAGCAGUUCUGAAGGUGGCAAGGCCGGCAAGGCCUCCAGCGUCGAGAACGGAAGCUUGGUGGACUCGGUGGACUCCACGGAGAUGUCGCCCAAGGAGUGGUCCGAGUAUCAAGGUAAACAGGCAAAGAAGGCCACAGGCCUCUUCCGGCAAUGGAUGCUGAGCACCUGCACCAGCAGGCAUGAGGAGAUCUUGAGACGCAAGGGCAAGCUCCAAACACGUCUUCCAGUGGUUCUGGUGGGUCCUGGCCGUCGUUUCUUGGAGCAGGCGUUGGAGCCUUACGGGGUGAAGGUCCGCUUUCACCUUCAGGAGACAUUGCUGGUGGUGGACACGAGCAGCCGCCAAAAGUUUCAGGAGCGGCACGCGGCUGACUGGGCGGCCUCCUCAGAGCGCCUGAAAGGUUUGGAGAAGCGAAGGGCGCUGGAGAAGCGCCGCGCCGAGGCAGGCACUUUGGGAUCUUGGCGCAUGGCUCACGAUGAGGCUCCUGAACCAGCCGCUCCUCCUGAAUCAGCUGACCUUUGGAACCAAGGAUUUGAUCAAGGUCGUGGAAGUCAGGCUGAGCAGCCACACACUCCUCAGCCUGCUCAAGCAGCUCCUGUGACACAAGCUGCCCGAAAUUUUGUGGAUAGGUCCAAUGAGACGCCUGCCGCUCGGCGCUUGAGAGAGCAGCAGGACAAGGCCGCCAAAUCAGGUCGCCGUUCGGUGAGGUACAAUCAGAUGGGCGCUCACAAUGCUAUCAAUGUGCGCCUGCCCGAGCAUCUGCAGCAGGUUGGUUCCGGUGAAAAUGAGAGAUCAGUUCUGGUCUUGGAUAGCCGGGACAAUAGACUGCAGUCCCCUUACCAGGGGUGGCUCCUGGAUGAGAUUUUGAUCAACGCAAAUGCAAGGAUCAAUAUCUUGAGCGAUCGAGCUCUCGUGCGGUCGCCUUCCACUGGGUACCACAUGAACUUGUUCAUGCUCAAGACCCUUGAUGGCCUCAAGCUGGUGUUGUGUGGCUCCAUGACUUCCUACGGCUCCGUGCCAUGUGGAAAGUGGGAUGAAGACACUGGCAAGGUGCUCUCGCACGAGGCUUUUCAGCCUUUUCGCUGGCCUCUGAUGCGGGAUGACUCUCCCACUUGGGUGGAUGUCAAAGUGAAGAUCGAGGGACACCUCUUCAUCCACCUGGAGCUCAGGGGCUAUCGCUCUGACAGUGACAUGACGGUUCAGAUUAACCAUGUGGCUGACCAUCUCAUGUACGUUUUGCAGGAGAAUGCCUUCAUCCCCACGUUCGUGGUGACGAUCUUCCAACAAUGGCGUGUCGUUGCCUGUUCAUGGGAAGUGGGAGGCAGGCUGUACGUCUGUUCAGAAGGUGGCGUCGUGGUAGCUGCAGACUACCCUCUUUGCCACUUUGAAUGCAGGAUCGUGGCGACGUCAUCUGAAGACGCUUUUGGCCUAGAUGCAGAUCGUUUAGAAUUCAGGUUCCUGAGUGCUGGCGAUCGCCUUGAUGUUGCGGCAAGCACUUGUGCAGUGCCUCCAUCGUGGUUGGUGGUCAGCCGAGUGUCAGGACCAACCCUGAUCAGGAAUGCAAACUGGUGCAGGUCCAAGUAUGCCCGCAUCGAAUCGCCUGACCAGGCGUUGCAGUUGGCUCAGCUUGCUAGCAUCCAUGCUCAUUGGACGGUGAACGUGGAGGCAGCUCGCGAAGAUGACACUGGACCUAGAAUCUCAGCUGUGGCCGUUGAGAGCAAUGCAGCCAACUUGCACCUGAUCUGCGAGUCACCCUUGUUCAAGAAGGAACGUGCGAUUGUCCCGCCGGAAGCUCUGGCGUUGCAAGCUCACAGCCGGGCUGAUGAGAAGGAGACGGUGGUCUUGCCUCCUAUCACAGGAGGACCGGCUGUUCAGCCUACUUGUGCACAGCCAAAAGGGCUUGCAGCCAUCACAGGCUAUGUGGGCAAUGCAGAUCUGACAGUGGCGCCUUUGCCAUCGGAUGGAGCUCUCCCCUCUUUGACAGAGCCAGGCGUGGCACCUACACCUAGCUCUUGGUUGGGUGGGGCGUUGGCUCCAACGCGCAGGUCGCUGGAACAGAGACGGGCGGAGCGUCUUGACUCUUCAGCCCUCACACCAGCAGGUUUCUUGGAACGUGUGCAGACCUUUCGGGCUGAGCCUCAACAGCAGGCAUCAGCAUCAUCAGCUGAGAUCCAGAUCGAGAUGCUUUCAGGAUCUCUGGAUGGCUCCGAAAAUUUGACGACCAGGACAGAACCUCGGUCGUUCGGGCCUCCUGCACAGGUAGAGGCCAUCGCCAAGACACCGUUGGCCAACCUGGCGUUUGUAUCGGCCAUGGGAGUCAGCUCGGCUGCAGAGUUCUCAGCUAAGGUAGCUGAGUGGGCAGGGUCUUUCGACCCAGCAGUCAUUCAAGUUUUGUUGAAAGAUUCUGGCCAGCUCGAAAAUUUUUGGUCGCUCGCAAUUAGAGCAGAGAAGAUGUUCUUUGAAUCAACUGCGCUCCAGCUUGGUUUUGGUUUGUGUGAAAACAAGCCCCCUGAUAUUCAGGGAUCGCCACUUGAUCAACUUCGGCAGUCAGCUGGAGUCAGGGCUUUGCUCAGUGGCCCCAAAGCGCCAAAUAAGAAGCUCAAGGGCUUAGCACAAGCUAGCGACUCCUUGACACCAUUACUCGAUCAAGAAAACAAUGAGAAAGCCAAAUGGGCUGCUCGGCUUGAGGCUAUUGGCCGUCGUGCCGGAUCGGCAGCCAAACUGCUUGUUCAGCAGGGGCAGAGCGACGACUUGUCGCCCCCCGAGCUGGCGCGGUUGAGGCAGAUCGUCCUGCUUUCAGGGGCUCCCCGAACUAUGUCAGCUCACAUACGAGCGUUUGAAAAGUUCGAGCACUGGGCAGCGGCCUCCUCAGUAGUGCUGUACCCGAUGACAGUCGACAAGAUCUUGAAGUACUGCUUGAUUUUGGAUCAGCGUGAGUGUGGCCCCUCAGUUGUGCCAGCAUUCAAGACGUCUGUCAAGUGGGUGGCCUCUCGGCUAGCGAUCGACCUGCCUGAUUUGGACGAUCAGCGGCUGAAGGCCAUCCAAGAUCAGAUAGUCUCUGCGCGCGCAACUACUUUGAAAGAAGCAGUGCCCAUCCCGAUCGCAGCGGUGUGCACCCUAGAAGCAAUCGUCGUCAACUCCAAGGAGUUUGCUCAGGCGAGGAUCUUUGUGUGGUGGCUCCUUUGCAUGGUUUUUGCAUCGCUGCGUUUUGACGAUGCUAUCCAUGUCAAGCCUGCUGAAUUGAUCAUGCAAGAUGAAGGCCUGUUCGGUGUUGCGUGGCAGACCAAAGUGGAGCGGAAGAGGGCUGGAACCAGGUUCAUGGUCCCCAAAGUUGGGUUCCGUCACAAUGACUGGCUCGAAGUUGGGUGGAGCUUGUUCAAGCUGCUGGAGGUCCAGGACCGUGAUUUCUGGAUGUUUGAGUUAAACUCGAAAUCCGAGUUUGACCAGCGCCCGCCGUCUCACCAGCGCACAGUAAAAUGGCUGCGUUGUUUUGCACAUCAAGGGAUAAUGCUCGAUCGGGAGAUUCCUGCGACAGAUCGCAAGAGUCUGAUCGAAACUGUCGAUAAGCUGACAGUUCACUCAUGUCGAGUCACCUUGCUCGAUGCUGCUGUUCAUGCUGGGCGCUCCACGGAAGAGAUCGGCCUACAGUCCGUGGGAGACAUUUUGCCAGAUUUAUCCGUGCUCUGUAAAGCCUGCUCCAAAGCAAGGGCCGCAGCAAGUGUUGCUCAGCACCGUGCGGGUCUCGUGCUUGUCGCCAUCAUGGUCGAUCGCACUACCUACCCGGAUGAUCAAGUUCCUGAGUUAGCAUUGCGGCAGGUCUUCGGGCGCCAGCGGCUUCCAGAGAAUCUGUGCCUGCUCGCAGCCGAGGUAGGCCUUCGCACCAUGGACACAUUUGCCAUGCUCGGCGACAACAUCACCGGUGUCAAGCAGACCCUCAACCGCAUCGUCCCUGACCCAGCUCGGUUUGGUGCUGACGCGGCUGCUCAGGAGUUGGCACUCACCAAUUUGACAGCAGUAUGGAAGACAUGCUCUACUUUACAAGAGCACUUCGCCUCUCGGCGUGCCAAGAUGGAAGAAGAUCCUUCGAAGGUACCCGAAAUUCCGGGUGAGGAUCAUGCAGAGUUCCGCGAGCAGUUCGUGCACAAACACCCAGAUGUGUUGUUGCCGCCCCACCGAGAACCUCACAGGAAGUUGGUCGAACGCAUCCAACGUGAUUACCUUGUUCAUGGUGCUGUGAUGUUCUACCAGGUGGGUGAACUGCGCACGCGGAGCGAAGUGAUUGUUCAGAAAGCGGGCAUCUCCAAGAAUGCGGAGGAUUUGCUGAAGGUCGUCACGGUUGAUCAACCUGUGUCGGCUGCCUCAGAGAGCCAGGUUAUGGACAAGCUUCAUGCCUUCUUCGUGGCUCUUGAGUACCUCAAUAUCUGCGAAUUCACCGCCGCUCGCGGGCCCCUGAAGUACCUCUCCGAGCUCGAAGAGUGGCGGCAUGAGAACAAGGGGUUGGCGCUGCUGCUCACAGUCGACUCCCUGAUCCGAAAGAAGGUCCAUCGACUUAACCAUGAUCAGAGGAAGUCCUUUCCCACGUUCUCCUCCGCCCUGCUCGAGGUCUUGGCCAACCACAAGCAGCUUUGGAAUGAUGCGCGCAGCAGCGCAGAAUUGGACAAGUUCAAGCAGGCUGGUCAGCAAGCUCCUUCUACACCACCACGGGCUCCCAAGCGUGCUCUUGAAGAGGAUGAUUCACCUUUUAAAGCUUCACCCAAGGCCAAGAAGAACAAAGCUCGGCGCGAAAGGCAGAAAGCCGUGCUCGCUCGAGCCAAAGCCACCUUGGCCGAUCCCAAGGGAGCGCGCAAGGAGUCCAAAGUCUCCAAAGACGCUCGCGUGCCCGCCAAUGAAUGGUCAGCCAUCACCGCCUUCAAAUACUCAGGCAAGCGGCGCUGCCCAUUCUACAAUUGUUCACUGGGCUGCCGGUUCGGUGGGAGUGAUCAGUUUUGUGGGGCCCAUGCUGGGGCGAAUGAGGAGCUCCAGAGUCCGACUCACUCUGAGGCUCCGACAGCUCCGGUGGCACAGCAGAACCACCAGUGGCUCCGUUGGGCAGACGUUCCACGGAACGUUCAUGAAGUUGCAGCUCAGGGCCCUUGGUUUCUGGAAAUUUUUGCCGGGACAGCUCGUUUGACAGAAGCAGUCCGCCAGAUGGGAAUUCCUUGUUUACCCCCCAUUGACGCGAUGAUCAGCCAGCAUGUGCAAGAUCCUUUUGAUGUCCUUGAUGCUGAUCGCUGGACCUUUAUCACGCAGCUCGUGCAAAUGGGGGCAAUUUUCUUUGUUCAUUGUGGUACACCAUGUAAUACUUUUUCUGCAGCUCGCAAAGCGGACGGGGGGCCGCCGCCCUUACGCAGCCCAGCCUGUCCGGAGGGAUUGCCCGCGCUCUCAGGCUCCAACUGGUUUCUGGCGCAGAUCGGCAAUCUGUUUGUUGAUCGCACUGUCGAAGUUUGUUUAGGGGUAGCUGAAAUGGGCGGUGAUUUUUCUAUCGAAAACCCCGAAAAGAGCUUGAUCUGGAGCACUCGUGGGAUACAACGCCUUCUGCGGUGCGCUCGCGCCUGGCUCAUCCAUUUUGAUCAAUGUGCGUGGGGGGCUCCCUCGAUGAAGCCCACCUCGCUGUGCGUGACUCAUGCGGCUUUUUCGCCUCUGCAUAGGCGUUGCCCGGGUCAUCAUGCUCAUGAAAUUCUUCAAGGACAAGUAUACAGCGAGUUCUUUGGCAAAGUGGUUUACCGCACCAAGCUUGCUCAAGAAUACCCACACAUGCUUUGUGCGGCGAUGGCAGCGGCCAUCUCAGCUGUUCGCGUGCGCCCUUUGCAGCUCCUGGUGUCCUCUUUCGGACUGCUCAGCACAGGCAAGCGCAAGCGUCUGCUGGGCAAGGCCAUGCACUGGGAAGGCCAUCGCCAACAUCUGACUGCUCAGUUGGCGGCGGCAUCAGGCUAUCAGCUCAAGCGUGGUGCAAUGAAACCUUUGCUGGAAGUGGAAUCUGAGCCUGGUCAGGCUAUCUUGUGGGCGAUGAGCAUCGAUCACCCGUUCUCGACCGAGAUUGCCGUGGAACCUGGCUUGCAGGCGGCUCUGCAACAGUUCGCCUCCUCCAGCGAGCACAUUCUGCAGCGGCGCUCAGCACUUCUGCAUAAGUGGGGAGCGAUCGCUCAGUCCUCUCUCGAGGCGACUGAUCAGAUUUUGCGGCGCAUCCCGGGUGCCCCUCUCCGCUUUUUGCUGAGGGGGGUCCCGGACCAUGAACCUGCGCAGCUGGGUGUUACUUGCCAUCUCGUGCUCUACAAACUGAUGCUUGCGGCCAUCAAUUCGGCUGAUCAAGAUCUUCCUCAUUGCCUGCUUUCUGGUUUUCCGAUAGUUGGGCCGAUUCUGCGAUCGGGCAGAUGGCCGCCGUAUGAGAAGGAGCAGUCGUCUGUGGCGGUCGCCUCGAUGCAAAGUAGGGCCUGGGAGAUCCGGAAGAAGAUCAUUGCACGUGUGCAAGCUGUGCCAAUCACAGAGAACCUCAAGAAGAUUUGGGAUGCAACUGUGGAAGAUGUUCAUGAAGGCUCGUGCAUAGGCCCGGUUUUUGAUCAAAAAGAUGUUUCUAAUUUAGUAGGUAGGGAUGAUUGGAUCCCCACUCAAAGGUUUGAAGUUGUUCAGAAAAAUAAAGUUAGGGGUUGCGAUAGUGCAACAACUAACCUGAUCAACCAAGCCACGGUGAUCACCGAGAAGCUUCAGUUGCCGUCCACAGACUCCAACGUUGCUGCAUUGCGUAAGCUCAGAGCAAUGUGCCCUGGCUCCGAGUUGGCAGGUUGGGUGUUGGAUGAGAGAAAAGCUUACCGUCAAGUUCCCAGACGACCUGACCACCGCAUGUUCAGUGUCAUUGCUUUGAAGGAACCAGCCUCUGGCAAGACUGCUUUCUUCGUGAUGAUCGGGCAUUCCUUUGGUUUGGUCUCGGCCGUGUACAACUACAACCGCCGAUCGGCAGCAAUCAACGAGAUCCUCAUCUCUUUGUUUGGACUGAUCGCUUUCAGCUUCUAUGAUGAUAAGUACGGUUUUGAACCGGUGCAGACUGUGGAAUCUGCCCAUCAGAUCGCCCAACAUGUUCACUGGUGGCUGGGUGCGAAGUUUGAUCAGCGAAAACUGCAAUUGAGUCGAUCGCCUACAAUCCUUGGUGUCACCUACAACCUUUGCGAUUUUGUUUUGGAAAUCAAGGAAGACCGCAAGUCUGACCUGAUCGAGGAGAUCGACUAUAUUUUAGGCUCUGGUUUCCUGGAUCCAGGUACAGCUGGGAAGUUGAAAGGUAAACUGAUGUUUGGUGCGAGCCAGCUCUGGGGAAAAGUGGGGCGCGCCUUUUUGCGCGUGAUCUCUGAACGUCAAUACGCUCGUUUCCCAGUCGGCGAUUCUGGUUUUGCACUGGACGAGCCUUUGCGGUUUGCUUUGGAGCACUGGCGACAUCUUAUCAGAGCUGGUCCUCCUCGACCGAUCGAGAUGAAGAAGAUCAAGAAACCUGACGUAGUCAUUUUUACUGAUGGUUUUACACCGGAUCCGAGAGACGAUGAUCCUCGUCCGGAUAGGGUAGGUGCAGUUCUGUUUGAUAGACGAUGGGAGGCUCCUCUCCAGUUCUCUGAGGUGAUACCUAAAGAGAUGCAGAAGAACUGGGCUCCCAGGAAGACCCAAAUUGUUCCUGUUGAAAUGAUUGCUCCUAUUUUAGCUUUACACACCUUCCGCGAGCGUUUGUUUGGCACUGACUUGAUUUUGCUGAUCGACUCUGAAGCCGUGGAGUCCGCUCUAGUUAAAGGAUACUCCAGCAAAUCAGACUUGUGCACGCUCGUGUCGGUAUUUUGGAAUUUAAUUUUUGAAUUGCGAGUUCGAGUUUUUAUUGACAGAGUUUCAACUGAUUCCAACCCAGCUGAUUGGCCUUCUAGAGACGAUCUCUCCACGGGAGAGAAGGCAGGUUGGAAAACCGUUCAGGCAUGUUGGCCGGGUGAGCUCUUGAGUUUCGAUAGGUAA
Cladocopium goreaui is the source of this 9408-nucleotide messenger RNA. The record is from the annotation of a GenBank genome assembly. NCBI's taxonomy places the organism in Eukaryota, Dinophyceae, Suessiales, Symbiodiniaceae.